GGUAUUCAGACCAAUCGGUCGUGCGUCCUGCGCGUUACCCAGGUCUUUCUUUGGAAGGCCUCCUUCUACGCAUCUGAAGCCUGUUUGUAGCUUACAACGAUAGCUCACAUCAUGUGGCUGCUACACACAGAAACCCUGAAACUUCAUACCUUCUUAUCGGAUCCGCCUGAUUACGUUAUCCUUUCACACACGUGGGGAACCGAUGAGGUUGCUUUCGAAGAGAUGGGCCAGCCGCAGGUGACGGAGAGGCUGGGAUACCGAAAAGUAGCCAAGUGUUGCGUGCAAGCCAGAAAAGACGGCUACGACUGGGCUUGGAUCGAUACUUGCUGCAUCGACAAAGGAAGCAGUGCAGAAUCGUCAGAGGCGAUCAAUUCAAUAUACGAUUGGUACUGGAGUGCUGCAACAUGCUAUGUGUAUCUUGCAGAUUGCGAAGUUAUCGACGAUUUUGAAGAGUCAAGAUGGUUCAAAAGAGGAUCGACGCUACAAGAACUACUGGCGCCAAAUGUCGUUGAGUUCUAUAACCGGAGUUGGGGGUUUCUGGGAUCUAAAGAGAGGCUUGCCCACCAGGUAGCGACAAGGACCAAAAUCGCCGUCAGAUAUCUCCGAGACCGGAACAUGAUACACAGCGCGUGUCUAGCGACUAAGUUCCAUUGAGCAUCGCGACGACAAACAUCAAGGAAAGAAGAUAAGGCUUAUUGCCUUCUUGGAUUAGUACAGGUAAACAUGCCCAUGCUGUAUGGUGAGGGCGAAAAAGCCUUCUACCGCUUACAAUUGGAGUUGCUACGGAAGACAAAUGAUCAACCCAUUUUCAUGUGGCAGUUCUCUGGCACUGGGCUCCUGGCGCCUAGCUCCAU
Molecule: messenger RNA, 854 nt
Organism: Didymella exigua CBS 183.55
Lineage: Eukaryota; Fungi; Ascomycota; Dothideomycetes; Pleosporales; Didymellaceae
Exons: 1
Coding region: 112-654 (180 amino acids)
Source: RefSeq, a predicted model, not a curated record